AUGAAUUUUAAUGUCUGGAAUAUCAAAGAGAUGUUCAGUAUUCCCUCAGGCUCUGGGGUCACUAAACCAUCUAACUGGAAGAGCAAUCAGACUGAUUGUUCUCUCAGUGAUUCCCAGUUCCUUUUUGGAUCUCAGUUUUGUCCAGAAAAUUCAGAGACUCUGUUAGCAUCCUUGGAUGCUGAUGCCUACUCAAGACACCCAAAACAGACUCAACAGAGUUCUGUAGAUAAUGAACCUAGUAUUUUCACAAAAUACCAGACGAAGCCCCAGUUAUUUGGAGGUGAUACAAAGGAUGAAGGCUUAUUUUCUCUUCCUUUGCCAGCUGGAAAAUCAAAAGGACUCUUGAAACAGUUUGAGGAGAAAAAACGAAGGGCAACGGACAAAUGUGACAGUGAGUUGCUGUACAACUUUGUCUCUCAUUUUCAAGAAGUUAUUAACAAGUUGCAGACAUCUGUGGAAAAGUCUGAGAAACAUCUCAGUUCAAGAAGCCAAUCUAUUUUGGAUUCUUUGGAGUCCAUAGCUGAGACAUUUCAAGAGACUGCACGGGUCCAGCAUGACCUGAUGGUUGAGGCAAUACAGGAAAAAGGCAGUAUGGAGCAGACCAUCCUAGAGAUACGGAAGAGAUCUGAAGCUAGACAAGCAGAUUUUAUAGAGAUGAAAUCCAACCUCAAGAACCUUGAAGUUUUAGUUGCCCAGCAAAGUAAUAACUUCCAGCAGCUUUGUGAGAACCUGGGCCAACUCAAUGUGCCUAGUAUCCUAGAGGAGCUGAAAAAAUUUGCCUCUGUGUCUCAGGUGGCCCAGCAUCUGAAAGACAGCACCUCCCAGACCUCACCGUCUCUGGCUCAGAGCCCCCGUUUUACUAUGCAGGAAAAAUAUCCCUCUGAGGAGCCAGCUACUUGGCAGGCCCAGGUGUCUCUUGCAGGGAAUCCCAGCAAGAGUUUCCAGAGGCCUGGGAAGUUUGCAGGAGCAGAGAGUGAUGGUUUUCAAAAGGCUGCAUUGCCAGCGGAUGGGCCCCAUAGAGGAAAUGAGCAUGUAAAGAAUAAGAUUUACUGCAAGAGCUGGGUUAUGACAACCAGGAGCCUCAGCAACCACUGCUCUAACCUCCCAAGCCAGGAGGUGGCCAGUGACCGGGAUCAAAUUGCCCAAGAAACUUCUCAGCUGGGCUUUAAUAAGAGUGAAACCAGAGUUAAGAAUAUCUGCCCCAAAAAUGAAACCCAAAGCAUGUUUUCUUUUGACUCAUUUGAACAGUCAGCAACUGAACAGAAGGGUGGAACCUGCAGAAAAGGGAGGAAAAGCAAGAAGCAGCCAUCCAGGAAGUCAAAGAGAGGCAGGUAUUUAGCUAGGAAGCAAGAACAGACCCCAAGGAAGGAAUGUGCUUUUGUCUCUAAGCAUCACAGUUCUCAGUCUCCAGUUUCUAGCCCACAAGGGCCCCUCUUGCGUCAGCUGGCUCCAAGAGGCUCCACAAAGUCAGCCUGUCAUAAUUUGGAAGGAACAGCGAAGACCAGUAAGACGGAAAAGGCAGCACAAGGGAACCGCCUGCAGUCUACUCAGAGCUUCAGCAGUUUCCAGGGGGAGCAGCAGAUAAACUGGUUCACUGACCUCAGCCUCGAAAUCCCAGAGCCGCCUUUGUUUAAGAAGGCAGGGAAGAAUUUGCUCUGUGAUCCAGAUUUUGAUAGCAGCGAUGAUAACUUGUAGACUUGCCACAGUGACUUUAGCUGAUGGUUUGUUGAUUUCAGAAAAACAAUUCUAGACCAUUUGGGCUGGGCAGUAGUAUAGUAUCUGCAGCUGGCUUAUCCAGAGUCAGAGUCCUUGACUGACAGCAGGAGUAGGGGAGAAUCUCAUACUUUGGGAAUCAGUUGCCACUCAUGACAAAGGGAAGUUACAGGGAAGAAAUGUGUGAAGGGAGCUCAGGCAGCAGCCUCUGGUGAGGCAUUAGGAAGGUGGCUAUGUGUCCUUGGUGAAAGGGGCAUUAGCUUCCUUAUGGAAUACUAUUUAGAAGAACUCUCACAAAACUGUUGUGACUGCAUGACCAGCUCUCAAAACAUUCCCUGCACCUGAUGGAUACCUUUUUGAGCCACAGCAUCUUAUUUUCUUUAUCUAGUUAUGCUAACAGAGUUUUCUCUUUUCCAUUAGGGAGCACAUUACAGUUACACUCUUAGGCUAGUGCUAAUUCUACAAGCAUGUUUCAAUUUUCAGCUAUAAAUCAGUCUACUUAAGAACAGAGUGGUAGCCAGGUGGUAGUGCUACUUGGGAGGCAGAGGCAGGUGGAUCCCAAGGCCAGCCUGGUCUACUGAGUGAGUUCCAGGACAGCCAAAGAUACAUGAAGAAGAGUGUUAAAGAUGCCUAUGAAAGUUGGGCAUGGUGGCUCACACCUGUAAUCCUAAUAUUCAGGAAGCAGGGACAGAAUUGAUUCAGAUUUGAGGCCAGCCUGUCCUACAUAAGGAGUUCCAGACCCAUUACAU
Psammomys obesus (fat sand rat) is the source of this 2462-nucleotide messenger RNA. RefSeq names its product interactor of HORMAD1 1 (gene Iho1). The record is from RefSeq and is a predicted model, not a curated record. Gene Ontology annotation, cellular component: condensed nuclear chromosome. The coding region runs from base 1 to 1695 and encodes 564 amino acids. Gene Ontology annotation, biological process: DNA recombination; homologous chromosome pairing at meiosis; meiotic DNA double-strand break formation. NCBI's taxonomy places the organism in Eukaryota, Metazoa, Chordata, Mammalia, Rodentia, Muridae. The transcript has 7 exons.